AUGGAGAAACAGCUUCUUGCAUAUGUCGACGAAGAAUAUCAUAGAAUACGCCAGGAAUUCUAUAACAAUAAAUUAAUAGAAUCUCAAAAAAUGUUUCUAGAAAACAACCAAAAAAUUAAUGAUCUUCGUCACAACAGAAGAGUUUUACAACAAAUAAAGCCCUUCAUAGGGUCUCACGGGGUUAUUUAUCCCUCGCAAGAAACAAAACGUAGUAAAGCAGCUAAUAAUCCCUCACAAAAGAAAAAAGCAAAGGGCGCGGCUGAGAAGAAAAUGAGGCUCAACUCUAGUGAAUUUAUUGUUCAAAGUAGUGUCCACAAUGGGCCGCUAGUGAAAAAUAAUGAACAAUUUACUUCUAUCUCGCUCAAUAAUUGGAAACCAUUACCGCGAUACACGUUAUGGACACCAAUUCCACAUAGCUCAAAGACAGAAGACGACCCCGUACUACGACAUCUUCAUUAUUUUGGUGAAGAGGAUGAUAAUGAAGAGGAAAUUAAUUAUAUGGAUUUUUAUGACGAUAUAAUCGUUGGAGAAAAAACUCAUGACUUAGAAGGAGAAAUAAUUGCUUUUAAUACGCUACGUAGUUUAUUCGAACAAAAGAAUAUAUCGAUUAAUGUUCUCGAGAAUUGUGCUGCUAGCAGAGGAUUGUCCUUAUGCAAGACACUAUCAAAAUCAAGAGAAACAAAACAACCCAUCAAUGUUGACGAAAUUGACAAUAAAAGUGAACAGGAACAAAUUGCGCUGGCUGAAAUGCUUUUAAAAGCAUCGGAAAAAAUUCUUAAAACGAGCGCUAAAAAUUUGCUGAGUGGUUAUCUAGAGAAAACAUCAACUGAUAAAUCUAAUCAGGAAUCCUUUGCAAUUGUUAAUACGAAUGUAGACAAUCAACCAGAUUUUGUAAUGGCUGAAACAAUGAUGCGUUCUUAUGCAAGUUUAUGGUGUCGUAGAUGUUAUGUGUACGAUUGUGGACUGCAUGGAACGGAAUCUCGUCCUACUAAAAAUAAAAAAAGGCCACCGCUCAUUACACAGAACGAGCCCUGUGGUUCGUUAUGCCACAUGAAUGAAGAAAAUAAACAAGGUUCAAAAUCUUUUGAGGAUUGGAAUUCGUUGGAAAUUGCCCUAUAUAAAAAGGCACGUGAGAUUUUUGGCAAAAAGAAUUAUUGUGCGGUGUCUGUUAUAAUGAAAACAAAAUCAUGUCUGCAGGUAUAUCAACGAGCGCAGUUUUACGAGUCUAAUCCAAAUGAAGAUGAUACUUUGGGCGAGUCUUCUUUUGAUGAAUUGAAACAGCGUGGCGAAAUUGAUGCCGCCGAUCAUUUAGAAUAUCGUCCUUGUGAUCAUCCAGGGAAGGUAUGUGAUAGCACCUGUCCAUGUGUCCAAGGCAACCUUUUCUGUGAGAAAUACUGUCGAUGUGAUUAUGAUUGUUCUCGAAGAUUUUUCGGAUGCAAUUGCAGUAACCUAAAAUCGUGUAAUCUUCGUUCUUGUUUUUGCUUUGCAAACUACCGUGAAUGUGAUCCGGAUAUAUGUUCGUGUUCAGCUUGUGAAUUGCAGAUUUCUGCACAUGAUUUUGAUCGGCGUCCUUGUAAGAAUACUGCUAUUCAGAGAGGAAAAGCUAAGCAUACCAUAGUUGGCAGAUCUGCUGUGGCUGGAUGGGGACUCUUCGUGAAGGAGCCUGUGAAGAAAAAUGAAUUUUUGGGUGAAUACGUGGGUGAGGUCAUAUCACAAGCAGAGGCGGAUAGGCGUGGCAAAAUUUAUGAUAAGCGAGGAACUAAAAAAGUGGUAGAUGCCACUCGAAAGGGCAAUAAAUUUCGAUUUGUUAAUCAUUCAUCAGAUCCGAAUUCAUAUGCACGGGUUACGUUGGUUAACGGAGAACAUCGUAUUGGAUUAUAUGCACAAUUCGAUCUUGAUCCCGGUCAGGAACUGUUCUUUGAUUAUAGAUAUGAAGGAGAAACGCUGAAGUUUGUUCCGUGUGAACGUGAAAACCCUGCAAAAUAA
Ambispora leptoticha is the source of this 1986-nucleotide messenger RNA. The record is from the annotation of a GenBank genome assembly. NCBI's taxonomy places the organism in Eukaryota, Fungi, Glomeromycota, Glomeromycetes, Archaeosporales, Ambisporaceae.